AUGCAUCAUCACAGGUCCUCGACAAAGGAGAAGCAACCCUCAAAGAGGAAUGCAUCGAAGGGCCGUGUCGAAACUACGCGAAGCUCGGUGAAGAAGCUCAACACUGCUGCCCUCAGCAAGCAGGACCGCUUAAACACCUUGAAGCAGUUGAGGGAAGCCAAAAAGGAGGAAAUUCUUCAUAAGAAGCGCUUCGGUGCCGACUUCGAUGAUCGGCCCUUACCUCCCAAGGUGGUUUGCUUAGUGGGCUUUCAUACUCAAGCAGAUCCACUCUCUUUGAAGAGGAAGAUCCUCUCGCUUUGUGGGUAUUCCUCUGAUGAGCUGGCCAGACUGCCGCCCCAUCGACCAGCUGUUGCAGCUCUUCCAAACUGGGCUCAGGCACUGAGUCGCUGGGGCUGCGAGGUGCUUGAAUGCUUGGUUUCAAGCAGCUGUUUUUAG
Messenger RNA from Cladocopium goreaui, 435 nucleotides. The record is from the annotation of a GenBank genome assembly. Lineage: Eukaryota; Dinophyceae; Suessiales; Symbiodiniaceae.